Drosophila bipectinata is the source of this 1455-nucleotide messenger RNA. It is a transcript of the gene Mcad, whose product is annotated as Medium-chain acyl-CoA dehydrogenase. Gene Ontology annotation, molecular function: flavin adenine dinucleotide binding; medium-chain fatty acyl-CoA dehydrogenase activity. Gene Ontology annotation, cellular component: mitochondrion; cytoplasm. Lineage: Eukaryota; Metazoa; Arthropoda; Insecta; Diptera; Drosophilidae. Gene Ontology annotation, biological process: fatty acid beta-oxidation; medium-chain fatty acid catabolic process. The record is from RefSeq and is a predicted model, not a curated record.
UACAACUCGUUUGGAUCAUUUCGCUGCAAGCCGUCGACGAGUAAGCAACCCAGCGACCUACUUAAAUUAACUAAAUAAUAGUAUAACCAGAAUUCACCCAAUGGCGUUCCUCAACAAGCUUGCUGCGCCUGCCCUCCGCCAGUUGGUGGCCCAGAGCCGUGCCUAUGCCGCCGUCUCCCAGGUGUCGCCCAAUGGAACCUCCUUCGCCCUCACCGAGGAGCAGCAGCAGCUGCAGGAGCUGGCUCGCAAGUUCACCCGGGAAGAGAUCAUCCCGGUAGCCGCCCAGUACGACAAGACCGGCGAGUACCCGUGGCCCAUCAUCAAGAAGGCCUGGGAGCUGGGUCUGAUGAACAACCACAUUCCCGCCGACCUCGGUGGCAUGGAUCUUGAUGUCUUCACCACCUGCCUCACUGCUGAAGAGCUGGCCUACGGCUGCACCGGCAUCAUGACCGCCCUGGAGGCCAGUGGUCUUGGUCAAACACCUGUGAUCCUGUCCGGAAACGCGGAGCAGAAGAAGAAGUACCUGGGACGUCUGCUGGAGGAGCCGCUGGUGGCUGCCUAUGGUGUGACAGAACCAGGAGCAGGAUCUGAUGUCGCUGGCAUCAAGACCCGCGCCGAGAAGAAGGGCGACGAGUACAUCAUCAACGGCCAGAAGAUGUGGAUCACCAACGGUGGCGUGGCCAACUGGUACUUCGUGCUGGCCCGCACCAAUCCCGACCCCAAGUGCCCGCCCAGCAAGGCCUUCACCGGUUUCAUUGUGGAGCGGGAUACCCCCGGACUGACCCCCGGUCGCAAGGAGAUGAACAUGGGACAGCGCGCCUCCGACACUCGUGGCAUCACCUUCGAGGAUGUCCGCGUGCCCAAGGAGAAUGUGCUGAUUGGCGAGGGAGCUGGCUUCAAGAUCGCCAUGGGCACCUUCGACAAGACCCGCCCUCCAGUGGCCGCCGGCGCCGUGGGUCUGGCCCAGCGCUGCCUGGACGAGGCUCUGAAAUACUCCCUGGAACGCAAGACCUUCGGAGUGCCAAUCGCCUACCACCAGGCUGUCCAGUUCAUGCUGGCCGAUAUGGCCAUCGGCGUGGAGACCUCCCGUCUGGCGUGGCGCCUGUCCGCCUGGGAAAUCGACCAGGGACGCCGCAACAGCUACUACGCCUCCAUUGCCAAGUGCCAUGCCGCCGAUGUGGCCAACAAGAUUGCCUCCGAUGCCGUCCAAAUCUUCGGCGGCAACGGUUUCAACAGCGAAUACCCCGUUGAGAAGCUGAUGCGCGAUGCCAAGAUCUACCAAAUCUACGAAGGCACCUCACAGAUCCAGCGUCUCAUCAUCUCCCGCAACAUGUACGAGGCCGCCAAGGGAGGCAGCUCCUAGAGCAAUCCCACUUAGGCUAGCUCAUCACCGAUCACCUCACACAUUCACAAGUCCGAUAAAUAAAGUAAAAUAAGUAAAAUAAUUAAAAGAAA